CUCCAUGAAUCUUUGAAGCCAUUGACUCGGCAUCAUUAGUGAUACGCCUCAGUCAGGAUUGCAGGCGCCCCCCAAGGAAAUGUUGCUCCCAGUGUUCCAUCCUUUUCGACUAUAUCUCGCACAGCGGCGACCUCCAUGAAGUCCAAGGUUCCGCCUGCUGCAUCGUCGACUUUGCCACUUCUUUGAACUCCAUUUGCCAAUGAUGGCUAAGAGUUGUCCACGAAUCGAUCUCCUUCCCGACGAAGUUUGGGCAAAGGUCUCAUCAUCUUGCGAGAUCACAUCUUCAGAGCAUGUCAUUGAGGGUCUGCUCAGAAAUGCUCUGGAUGCUGAUGCCUCGUCAAUUGCCAUCGAGGUAGAAUUCUCAAAGGGCUACAUUUCAAUCUGCGACAAUGGGAGUGGAAUCAAGCAGGUGGAAUUCUCAGAGCAAGGCCAGUUGGCCAGACUUCACUGUUCUUCUAAACUAAAUUGUUCGGAUUCCAUGUACGGCCGCUAUGGCCGCUUCUUAUCAAACCUAUCGCAUCUAUCUUUGUUGUCCAUAGCCUCCGAACAUCAAUCGGAAGAAUUUGCGAAUCGAUUGAUUCUACACCGUGGUAAUGCCGUCUGUCGACAGCUGCGACUUGACAGAGAAGAUGUGGGAAUUAUGCGAAAAGGCACAACCAUUACAGUCCACAAUCUGUUCGGGGAUGUGCCAGUCCGCUUCAAACACCUGUCACAACUCUAUUCUUCUUCGACCGAGACUGAAAGAACUUUCAACCGGGUGAAGGAAAUGCUUGUUGGGUACCUGCUUGCGCAGUCUCGUCCGGUCGAAGUACGAUUCUCCACGAGAUGUGAAAGACUGCACAGUCUACAUUGCCGCACACCCCUCUUGAGCAAAGGAAACUUCUCGCUGGAGUCGACCCUAACAACACUGUCCCAAGCUAAACUUGUGAUGUCUCUUGAUGCCACGAAUUGGCGCUCAGCCUCCGUUCGCACGAGCCACUUCUGCAUUCGUGCUGUUAUUUCUCUCGAACCAUGCCCAAACAAAUCAACGCAGUUUAUAUCUGUCGGAAAUUUACCUAUUCGGAGAGGGCAGAGGGGCGAUUGCUUAUUUGAUGCCAUUGACCGGCUUUACGAAGACUCGAGCUUCGGGUCUUUGGAUCUUGACUUGGUUGCGCCGCACGGCGCAACCAGAGGACCGAAACCUGAGGACAGCACUGGCCAAACUAUCAAGCUGCAGAGGGCCGUGGAUAGAUGGCCCAUGUUCCACAUACACAUUGAGCCAAGGACCCAGGAAUUAUCGCACCAGUUUGGGUUGGGACAUUCACUGGCGGAUAUGAUCCCUGUCAUCGAGCAUGUGACAAAGGCGGUUGAGUCAUUGGUCUCUAAUUUCCUCACUGCUUAUGGAUACUCAGCCGGCCCAGGAUGCAACGCAUCGCGAAUGGUACAGGGUCGACGUAAACAUGAAGAUGGGUCUUGCCAUCCGCUUGUUGAGGAGUCCACCACUAAACUUUCGAAACUUGCAACUGAGGCCCGGUAUCUAAAUCAUUGGCGCCGCGUCAAGAGUGCUCGACCCCCACCAGACGAUUUUCGCUUCGGCUUGGGCUUGAGAAAGUCAGACGACCUCUCUUCCCUAUCCACGCAAACGCCCGAGGGACAUCUCUUGUUUGGAACCCUGCACAUCGAAGAGCCGGACCCAGAGGAGGCGGUGGGUGACACCCAGAUUGAUUCCAAUGAUGACGAUCAUGAUGAGUCUGUCUUUGGCCUCCCCUGGGUCAACUCACGCUAUGGUCAAGUCAUUUACCUCCAUCCUCGCACAGGAGGAGUCUUGCCUCUGGCUAAUCUAGACCUUGUGCGUCCAGAUGGAACCCGCGGGUGUUCUACUCGAAUGCAGAGUCAGUGGCCUAGACUCUGCAAGGGAAAUGAUGGACAAAGUCCUUGGGCAAAACCCAUGCUCAACUUGCAGCAAUAUCUGCAAACGAGCUCUCAUCACCAACCUGAGACACCAAUCCCUGGCAUCAUGUCGGGGCUAGCUCCGGGGUUUUCUGUAAAACGACACCUUGCUGGGGGGCAGGACGAUACUGUCCGGGAUUCACAGGUCAUCACCAAAGGUUCUCUGCAGAACGCCACCAUUAUCCAACAGGUUGACCGAAAGUUCAUUCUAGCCAUCCUUGCUGUUCAGGACAAAGGCGACCCGUACUUGGCAGAAAGGACGUCUCGGAGACUUCUGGUUCUUGUCGACCAGCAUGCGGCUGAUGAAAGAGUCAAAUUCGAAAAGUUGUGUGACGACUUCUGCAAGCGCACUUCAAUGAGUCUCACGAAACCAUUGGUCUUCGAGGUGGACGAGACUGAGGCCAGGGUUUUGGGAGAGCACAGGCAAUAUUUCUGGGAAUGGUGUGUCAGCUAUCGCAUUGUUGAAAACACUAAAGCGGAACAAUCUUCGAAAUGUUCGCGCAGCCCCAAAACCUGGGCAGUGGAGGUAACCGCACUGCCGGCCCUCAUUAUCGAGCGUUGUCGCGCCGACCCGAAGCUUUUGGCUGACAUCAUGAGAGGCGAGAUAUGGUUAGGCCGUACGCGGCGUCGCACUCCCUUACCCCAUCCUCCACAAUCUGAUGCGCCUUCCUGGUGGUCCGACAUUGCGGACUGCCCGAAAGGCAUAAUCGAGAUGCUAAAGUCUCGAUCCUGCCGCACCGCGGUGAUGUUCAACGACCAUCUGGAUACGAGGCAAUGCCAGAAACUUGUCCAAAGACUCUCUCAGUGCACCUUCCCUUUCCAAUGCGCUCACGGACGACCCACGUUAACAGUGCUGGCAGACAUUGGUGGCGGGGAUUACUGUGGCCCUGGCAUGGGUGCAGAUGUUGAUCCCAGCGCCGUCGCGCUUGGAUUUGGCGACGCCUGGAGAGGUUGGGCCAAGUAGGCGUCCUAGGAUAACAGAAGUAUUACGUACAAAAUAUGAGCAUUUGCGC
Messenger RNA from Cladophialophora immunda, 2942 nucleotides. RefSeq lists its product as uncharacterized. Gene Ontology annotation, cellular component: mismatch repair complex. Gene Ontology annotation, molecular function: ATP-dependent DNA damage sensor activity; ATP binding; ATP hydrolysis activity. Bases 200 to 2893 code for a protein of 897 amino acids. The transcript is spliced from 2 exons. The record is from RefSeq and is a predicted model, not a curated record. Gene Ontology annotation, biological process: mismatch repair. Lineage: Eukaryota; Fungi; Ascomycota; Eurotiomycetes; Chaetothyriales; Herpotrichiellaceae.